Molecule: messenger RNA, 1141 nt
Organism: Onthophagus taurus
Lineage: Eukaryota; Metazoa; Arthropoda; Insecta; Coleoptera; Scarabaeidae
Product: caspase-7-like
Biological process (GO): proteolysis
Molecular function (GO): cysteine-type endopeptidase activity
Source: RefSeq, a predicted model, not a curated record
UCCUUAGUUCUCAGUUCAUCGCCAUAUUUUCACUCUCCUUUAAAGUUACAGUGUAUUACAGAUAAAAUGUCCAUCCCUAGUGAAAUUAUAGCAGAUGAAUACCUUCAUACGGAUAAUGGAACUGGAUCUUUAUACAUUUUCAACGAUAAUAACCACAAAUAUCACUUAGAUGAUUCAAAGAAAGCAUUCGAACGUUGCGGUUUUAUCGUAAAAAAGGAGAAUCAAUUUCCCAUAGAUACCAAAGAAAACGUCCUAAAUACUUUAGAUAAAAUUGCAAGUGAAAAUCAUAAAGAUUCUACGAGUUUCGUAUUAUUAUUUUUCGGUACAAUUGAAAAUAAAAAUGAAGAAUACGUCACUGAGUCCGGUGAUAAAAUUCACGGAGUUGAAAUAUGGAGGAAGAUAAUGAAUUGUGAAACGUUAAAAUAUCGACCAAAAAUAUUUAUUUUUCAUGGGUUUAAAGAAAUCAAUACAAUCCAAACAGAUGCUAAAAGAACCACAGAAGUUACUUUACCAAAAUAUGAUAUUCCCAUUCAAUCUGAUAUAUUAAUACUUUACAAAGUUACAGUUGGUAUUGAUUCCACUUCAACCUAUUUUCGUAAUUUAUGGGAAAACAUGGUGAAGUACGGUAGUCGAGACGAUUUAACAAACAUAAUAUCAUAUACUCAACGUUCGAGCGAAGACGAUUAUCUACCAAUAACAGUUUCGACGUUGAGAAAAAAGUUUUUUGUCACUCCGAGUCAAUUUCGCCUGGAUUGGUACGAUAUCAAUAAGAGCACGGAAAGUAUUUUAAAAACUAUUACAAAAUUACAAGGGUCUAUUCACAAGUUGAAACUGCAAGCAAAUGGUAGCAGAGCGUCGUCUAUAAUUAGUGAAGAAGCAAUUAGUAUUUAUGGAAAAAAAAUUAGAAGCAAUAGUAAAAUUAUGAAUAUGGGUAUUCCAGAUUAUUCAAAAGUAAAGCCGAGAAUUAAUACUAAUUUAAAAAAAAAGUAACAUUAUUUAUUAUUAAUAUGUUUAUUUAAAUUAAUUGAUUUUCUAUUUUAAAAUUUAACCAUAAAAAUAAAUUUUUGUUAUAAAACUGGCAUAAAAGAUAGUUCUUUGAUCUUAACAUAAUAAGGCCAUUAUUUGUGAUCUAAAUGUACCA